Molecule: messenger RNA, 1901 nt
Organism: Trypanosoma cruzi
Lineage: Eukaryota; Euglenozoa; Kinetoplastea; Trypanosomatida; Trypanosomatidae
Product: serine/threonine protein kinase, putative
Exons: 1
Biological process (GO): protein phosphorylation
Molecular function (GO): ATP binding; protein kinase activity
Source: RefSeq, a predicted model, not a curated record
UUGCCGCGCUGGUCGCGGAUUCGAGCUGCGAAACUGAACUCACCGUCAUUGGGUCUGGCGUGUACUGCCCGCCCGAAAUUGCGAAAUACUGGGGCUACCGCAAGCGUUGCCCGUAUUCAUACGCCUCCGACGUGUGGAGCACCGCAGCGGUGUUUUAUUUGUUCCUCACAUGCGGUGCUGCGGGUGUGGACGAUGGCAUGGCCGCCGUCUUCUCAACCGACGCUUCACCGUCUGCCGACGUUGCAGUGACGGCCCAGUUCCGUGUGGCGCGCGGAGAGUACCCGACGCUGGCGGUGCUGAAGCAGGUUCCUCUCUUGGACGACGAAGCCCUCCGUCUUGCCAUGGAGAAGCUUGCGGCACGGCGUGCUGGCCACACUGCCGGAGGUGGUGCCGAUGGGGAGCCUGAGGGAGUUGACUACACGCGGUACACGACCGUGGACGGCGAGGGCACACAAGCUUGUCCGUGUAAGGACACAGGUGUGUGGCCCGCCUGGGUCUUUUCUCCGGGCAUCCAACUGAUGGCAAGGCGCCUGCGUGUGAGGGAGCUCUCGUUGGAGUUCCUGAGCCUCAUUGAUUCCAUGAUGGCGGUGAACCCUGCGGAUCGUCCGACGGCGGAAGCCGUGCUGCUGGACUCGCCCGUGUUUGGAAUGCGGAUGCCGUGGUGGGAGAAGGUGGUGGAGAAGGCCGUGCGGCGCGUUGUGGAGGGCAAAGAGAAUGUGCUGCUGGAUGUGUGCGUCGGUGAUAGCGACGAGGAAGAGGAGGAGGACGAGGAGGAGGCCGCACUUGUACGGCGCACCAUGAUGCCUCUUGUUUUGCCCGCGGAGAACCACGGCUACGUUCCACACAACGUAAUCCAUUGGUGGAACGUGGACCUCACAAGAGGCGAGCCAGAUCACACGAAGUGGCUUUCGCCCACCUCGCUUCUCGCUUCUCUCCUUACAACGGUUCGGGAUCUGACCGGGCUUGAGGCAGCGCGUGAUGCACAGGACCCCGUUCUUCGAGAGGUGCCGUUGUACACCGCCACUUCGCUGCAGUUUGUUGAGCGUGUGUGCGUGCCCGUUCGCGGUACCGAUGUUUCAGCCAGGAAAAUUGAGGACGGGCCCCUUUUCCGGGAGCUUGAGGCUGGCGGCCACAGCACUGGCUUCUUUAUUCAUGUGCAGAUAAGGAUACGUGCCAUCGCUAGGGCCGGGCAGGUACUGAUGGCGAACGGCUGGGCCGAGGAGGAGGAUGUGGCGGACCAGGAGGAAAUGGCUAGGCGUGCCAUGGAGGAGUUGGUAGCCACGACGGAGAAGUGGCUUCUCAGCCGCGAGGCGACCACCGGCGUGGCGGCUCUCCACGUGUUGCCAUGGGUGAGUUGGCACCUCAACGAGGAGGAGGCCGGCACGGACGGAAGCACGCAGCACUGCUUCAUUGUGGAGUACGCAGCUGCAGGGCCCGGAGACGGGCAGCCGCAGCCGUGUGCCAAUGAAAGCAGUGUUACGGGGGAGGUCUCUAGCGUUUUUCGCGACUGGCGAGCCAACUUGACGGAUGGCCUGCAGAGACUGUGUUGCGACGACGCCACUGCCCCUGACGAGACGACGCAUGACGGAGCGUCCAAUGCUCCACGCGGCGGCCUCAGGUUGGAGGAAAAACUUGAGGCGAUGCUGGAUGCUCUUGAGGCCGUAGAGUCGGAGCUGAUGGAGAGACAGAAACGGAACGAGGCGCACCAGGGACUACUUCAAGACCACGUGGUUCACUGGCUCAGCGUGAGAGCUGCGCCCUCCGUGGAGAGGUGCAUGGAGACUCUUCAGGGCGUGUGUGGCGGCGGAGACGUGUCCUCACAACAGAUACACGAGUGGAUAUUGACCACUGUCUUCACAAGCGAGGGUGCGAUGGCCUUGAUGCCGGUUCUACGCAUCUAA